CACCCCUCCUGGACUUCUUUCCACAAUUAGUCACUACUUCACGUUCGCCCCUCAUCAACAAGUCCCCCGUGCAAUGAUUGGUGGGAGCGAGAUGCUGUCGCGUGUGAUUGGCUGCCCCUGUGUCCCUGGAGGAAGGAGGACCAAGUGCAAGAGCGCUACUUAUUGAGGGAGCGGGGAAGUAGCGGCUCACAGAGCUGAGGAAGGAGCAGAGGCGAGUAGGAGAGAGACAAGAUCCGGCACAGGAAAGCGCUUGGUAUCCAGUUGGCCAUUUGGGGCACAGAGUGAGCGGUGAUAACUGUAGAGAAGCCGCAGGUCGCACUGCUCUCGAGGUGACUGGAAAUGGCAUCCGCCGCAAUGGAGAUCAUUGGUCUGUCGCUGAGCAUCCUGGGCUGGAUAGGGGUGAUCCUGACCUGCGGGCUCCCAAUGUGGCAAGUGUCCGCCUUCAUAGAAAACAACAUCGUGGUGGCGCAGAUUAUCUGGGAAGGUCUGUGGAUGACUUGCGUGGUGCAAAGUACGGGGCAGAUGCAGUGCAAAGUCUACGACUCCAUCCUCGCCCUUCACCCGGAGCUCCAGGCUGGCAGAGCCCUCACUGUACUGGCCUCCAUUGUGGGGCUCGUCGGGCUGCUGGUCACCAUCGUGGGCGCCAAGUGCACCAACUGCCUGCAAGGGAGCAGCGUGAAGAGCCGGGUGCUGCUCGCCGGGGGCAUCAUCUACAUUGUGUGCGGGAUCCUGCUGCUCGUCCCACUCUGCUGGAUCGCCAAUAUCGUCAUUACCGAGUUCUACGACCCUCGGGUGCCGGCCUCCCAAAAGAGAGAGAUGGGGGCCGCUUUGUAUAUAGGCUGGGGGGCCACUUCCCUGCUCCUGCUUGGGGGCUCCCUCCUGUGCUGCUCGUUCGCUAUGAAAGAUGGAAUCAGCAACCUGCCCGUCAAGUACUCCGCUCCCCGCAUCCCCACCUCCAACGGGGACUAUGACAAAAAGAACUAUGUGUAGUCGGUGAGGGGUCGCAGGGAACGCGUGGUCCUAACUCAGGGCUGGACUGUGACCUGUACAUACAGUAAUUUGUCUCUUCCCUCAGUCUGUGCGGGCUCAGACACUUACCGACCCUGUGAGCAGCUCCAACUGUCAGCUGGUACCCAGGCAGGUGUGAUCCAUGGACCUGGCAGCGACCCCGUCCAGUUGGGCUCAUUACAGAUGAAAAAAAAUCUCAUAUCUCUAGGGGGUCGGCAAUACUUAAUGGCACAAGACUUUGGGUUAUCUUGGGAUCCUAUAUCCACGUGCAAUGUACAUAUACAGAUAGACUAUGUAUAUUUAGCUACUUUGUAUUUUAUCUUCUGCACUGACAAGGGCUCUUCUUUCCAGCUCCUGGGCUGCAAGGCAGAUUAAUGCCGCCCUCCAACUAUCAGGGAUCCAGCCUCCAACUAGGGCUGCCAGACUGACCCAGCACAGUCAUAUUUCUUAUUCCUGGUCUUUAUUCUAGGGGAAGAGUAAGGAUACGUCAUUAUGACAAGACCAGAGAGUUCCCUUUGAACAUGGGCACUGGGCAUAUCUCAUUUUAAUGACAUACACAUAUUCGUUUUAUUCUGUCCUAUUAUACGAUGUAUGUAUUUGGGUGGAAUCCACCAACACGUGUGUUCAAGCAGAUAAGCAUUGUGUGGGAGGGUAUUCACUUCUAAUUCAUGUACAGAUUGUUUAACUUCUUCUGCAGUGCACUUAGUCAGAGAGUAGGCUAUAAAUGAGAUAUAUAACCAAAGUGCAGACAUUUAAAAUGUAUAAUGUAUUUUUUAAAUGUGUUUAAGAGGUGGGCACAAUGUCCAUCUCUGCCCAUUUUGGAAAGGAUUUGGGGGUAUAAACUAUGUCAGGGAUUUAUUUAUGAAAAUGCCUUUAUAUCAUUUCAGUGCUACAGAGCCUUGUAGUGCAUUACCUUAAGCCAGGGGUCCCCAACCUUUUUUAACCCGUGAGCCACAUUCACAUGUAAAAGGAGUUGAGGAGCAACACAAGCAUUAUAAAACAUCCUGGGGUGUGCCAAAUAAAAGAUGUGAUUGGCUAUUCAGUUUCCCUAUGUGGAUUGGCAGCCUAAAAGUGGCUCUGUUUGGCCAUAAACCUGUUUUUUAUGCAAUUAAAACUUGCCUCCAAGCCAGGAAUUGAAAAAUAAGCACUUGCUUUGAGGCUUUGAGGAGCAACAUCUAAGGGGUUGGAGAGCAACAUGUUGCUCACGAGCUACUGGUUGGGGACCACUGCCUUAAGCAGUGCAUCUACUAUCUACCCAGUUAGUUCUCCUGUUAGAAAGGUUCUUUGCAAACAGAGCGAUGGGGAAUGCUUAUAUAAGACAGAGCAAAUUGUUGCCUUUUCUUGAUACUGCUUCAAAGGAGAGCAUGACUUUGCACAAGAGCCUUUGUUUUAGGGUGCUGGCCUUCCAACCCUGUACCCCUCAAUAGCACGAGUAAUAGUCUCCAAUAUGCCAAAACUGCACACAUAAUUGAUCACCAUAGAGUGAUUGAUUUCAUAGUAGUGGCCAUGGAUAAACCAGCUUAUGGCCAAGUGGGUUAGGGAAUUCAGAAACCACAUAUACAUUUCAUCCCAGAGUAGAAAUCCUAUGCAGUCAGUCAGACUUUUACAAACGGUAGCCCCAAAUGUUAUAUUACCAGUACUUAGCUGCAGGUUAGCCAUCUGUUAAACUCACUUUGCACAAAAUUUGGCAGGGAUAUAUCCCCUAUCCCUCCUGACACUGCCAUGAAUAACUGGAUAUAUUUCUGUGUUGACCAUUUUUUUUUACAAUGCAGGGCUGGAUUUCUUUGGUACUGUUUCAAAAUAAAGUGCUGCAUUAUAUGCUUUA
Molecule: messenger RNA, 2833 nt
Organism: Xenopus laevis (African clawed frog)
Lineage: Eukaryota; Metazoa; Chordata; Amphibia; Anura; Pipidae
Gene: cldn5.L
Product: claudin 5 (transmembrane protein deleted in velocardiofacial syndrome) L homeolog
Exons: 1
Coding region: 340-990 (216 amino acids)
Cellular component (GO): membrane; plasma membrane; bicellular tight junction
Molecular function (GO): structural molecule activity
Source: RefSeq, a predicted model, not a curated record